GUUCGGCGGUAUCGAUUAGCGUACAUCGGGUGCAGUCUGUCUGUCAUCAUAUUUAUGAGCUUCUGCGCGCGCUCCCAUACUACAUACUUUCUCGGAAUCUCAGCUGCUCCCGAGUAAUGUCAAUGAGAUUUCUGUGUCGCGUCUUGUACGUAUAGCAACACGUACAUAUGUCAAUCGCUUUCUUCGAUUUUAUUGUCGUAACGUCGUACACCCUUCGUGCAGCUUUCUCGUAGACUACUUCCCCGAUUUUCUCUUCCUCUUCUUUCCCUUCCCUUUUCUCGAUUUACAACACCUCGGGCCAUUUUUCUAUCUCCUUGAUCCCAAAACAAAGUACAUCUCGCGAGCUGCAAUGACCGAGACAAAUGGGGCCGCGAAUCUGAAUACGAAGAAUGGAAAUUUCAUCUGCGGUGUGGUGGAAGGUUUUUAUGGUCGACCGUGGACUACCGAGCAACGAAAGGAUCUCUUUCAAAAAUUGAAAAAAUGGGGAAUGGACUCUUACUUGUAUGCACCAAAAGAUGAUUACAAACAUCGUGCUUAUUGGAGAGAUUUGUACACAGUUGAAGAAGCGGAACAUCUGACUGGUCUGAUUACAGCUGCUAGAGAAUAUGGGAUAACCUUUUAUUACGCAUUAUCUCCAGGAUUAGAUAUCACAUAUUCUAGUUCAAAGGAAGUCACUGCCUUGAAAAGAAAGCUGGAACAAGUUAGUCAGUUUGGUUGCACAGCAUUUGCAUUGUUAUUUGAUGAUAUAGAGCCAGAAAUGAGUGAAGCUGACAAAGAAGUGUUUCAGUCAUUUGCACAUGCUCAAGUUUCUGUUACAAACGAUAUUUUUCAACAUCUCGGUCAGCCUCGUUUUCUUUUGUGCCCUACGCAAUAUUGCGCGACUCGUGCAAUGCCAAAUGUCGCGUCUUCAGAAUAUCUCAAUACUCUUGGAAGUAAAUUAGCUCAGGAAAUCGAUAUAAUGUGGACUGGACCUAAAGUUAUAUCAAGACUUUUAACUGUAGAAUCCAUCCAAGAAAUCACAGAAGUACUCAGGAGGCCACCUGUUAUCUGGGAUAAUUUACAUGCUAACGAUUAUGAUCAGAAAAGAGUGUUUCUCGGACCAUAUUCUGGUCGUUCUCCUGAUCUUAUACCUAAACUUAGAGGAGUUUUAACUAAUCCUAAUUGCGAAUAUGGAGCGAAUUUCAUAGCAAUUCAUACAUUGGCUCAAUGGAGUAGAUGCAAUGUGGAUGGGAAAAGAGACUUAAGUUUAAACGAUACUGUAUCGGCGGAUAUUAAAUUAGAAACCGAAACAGAGGAUGGUGUUCUCGGUGAAGAUGUUCCAUCGACAUUAUCACCGAAUAUGUACCAUCCUCGACACGCUUUGAAAAAUGCAAUCAGCGAAUGGCUAUUGGAAUUCAACAAAAAGAAGGCGGCCUGGGGUGUAAUAGCCAAACCGCAACCAUGUGUCGCGCCUACGAUACCUAUUCCAAUAAUACCCUCUGUCAACACGUGUAUGAGUCUCACAUCGACGACAACAACCACAGUUUCUGCUACAUCUACCGCUGGAACGAAUUCAAAUCACCUUCAAGCGUUGGCGGAAGUUUGCUCAACUGUAACAUGUAGUGAUAGCUUUGCACAACCUUCGUCUGGACCUGUGAUGAAUUCUUUAGUAUCGGAUAUAAAGGUGGUCAGUGAACCCAUUUUAACUACAUUAUCCACUAUAGACGGUGAUCCACCGUCAGCAGGAUUAUCGUCUAUAGAACCUAUGGAUUGUAAUACAACUCCAAACAAUUCGCCAGCGCAUAUAGCAAAAAUUCCAACAGAAGAUGAUGCUAUGGUAGAUAAUAUUUCUACAUGCAGUGAAGCUUCUGGAAGUAUGCAAGUGGAAGUAGAUGGUACUUCUCCCACAGUCAAUGGUACACAAAUGAUAAUAGAAAAUGAUAGCGAAAAUCAUGAAAGUUCCGAUAAUACAGAUGUGACAUCUCAAGAACUUGUGGAUAUUGAUAAACAACUCACGCCUGAAGAUUUAUCACUUUUAUGCGAUCUAUUUUAUUUACCGUUUGAACAUGGCGGUCAAGGAAUUCAACUACUGCAAGAAUUUAAUUGGCUAAAAAGUAACGCAUAUCUUGUUAUGAAAAAAUCUAAAGACGAAGAACCAACAUCUGAAUCAGAUAUUGAAGAAUGGCAUCUUCGUGCGGCUAAAUUAAAUGACAUGUGUAAUGCGGUAAAUAGAUUAUUCCAAAGGCUCACAUACUGUAAUAAUCGCGAGUUGUUAUAUGAUCUGUAUGCGUAUGUAUGGGAUAUGAGGGGAGUUGUGUCUCUCCUAAAUAGUUACGUGAAAUGGCUGGCGUUUGGCAGAUUUCCAUCGACGAUGACGACGUUUACCCAGGGCAGCUACACAUGGUUUUCAAAUGGUUGGAAAGAAACAUUUAUGAGUGGAGACCAAGAACCAUGGGUUUUCCGCGGUGGACUUACAGCUGAUUUACAGAGAUUGAUUCCAGUAGACAGUGGCAAUGAUUUAUUUGUCUAUAAAGCACCAGAAGUGCCCAAUAGUAAAAUAUAUUCAAUACGGCCAUAUUUACCUAGCGAUGAAGAAGCAGUCUAUGCAGUUUGCAAUCAAAUUAAUAAUUGUACAACUUCAUCAGCUGUCGCAGAUAGAUUUGUUGGAGGAUAUUUAACCUUGAGCCCAGAGUUGUGUAUGGUUGUUGAGGAUGAAAACGGUAUAGUGGGUUAUGCAAUGGCUGCGCUAAAUGUAAAAUCACACAACCAGAAAAUGGCUAUUUCCUGGAUCCCUGAAUUGCGAAUGAAGUAUCCCUUAGAUAAUAGCAUUAACGAGUUACCACAAAACGUUCAGGAUGCCAUACAAUAUUUCCAUUCAUUUAUUCCGGAUGUGACAGAACAAUUAUGCAGGCAACAUCCGUCGAGACUUAUAUGUGCUGUAUUAUCAAGUGUAACAGAUCAAUCUAUUUGUAAACGUUUAAUAACUUGUAUUCUUGCGGCUUUAAGAGCGAACGGUUCUUUUGGAGUGCAUACAACACUGUCAUCAACGGAUAAAGAAUCUCAUGAGUUUUAUGGCAAGCUAGGUUUCGUUGAUUUGAAUCCGGUACAUGAGGAAUAUCCUGGAAUUAAGACUAUGUGUAGAAGUUUCUAACAAAGAAUCAGUGCUCCGGUGAUCUUCGUCAACAAGGUAUAUUUACUUGGACCAUCUCCUAAAAAAACGAUGUUUUCUUAGGGAAAUAAUUAAUAGUCUAUAAUCUAAGAGACUAUUAUUAAAAUUGAGCGCCUUUGUUUAAACUGUAAGCACACUAAUGCGAUAGGUUAAAAAAAAAGUGUACUUCUUUCAGAGGUAUGUUAUGCAACUGGAUAUCAGUAAUAUUCUGAUAUAUAAUCUGUCUUAUAGUAUGUAUCAAACCCUUCAGAAAUCUUUGUUUGAUACAAGUAAAUAUGUACAUAUAAUUGAUGCUAAUUAAUAUCAUAUUUUAAUAUCAAUGAUAUUUCAUUAAUUAUAACAAUAUAUUAAAAAACUCAUUCAUAAGAAUACAUAGUGCAAUAAUUGAUUUACAAGAUUUGUUUUCAACAUAAUAUGUGAAUUCGAUUCUUUACUUUAUCAAUAGUCACAUCUAUAUAUUACAACAUCUAUAUACAACAUUAUAACAAUUCAGUAUCUUAUUGAUUUUAAUAAUUUGUAUAUGUAUAAAAUUUUUGAAUAGAGAAAAAGAGAUAUGAAGAAGGAGAGAGUAUGUGCGUGUAUAUGCUAUGCAAAAUGCCAGUAUGUGUGUUCAUUAAUGAGUUGUCUGAAUUUUUAAAUUCAUUGAAAACUAUUUUUUUAUCAAAACCAUGUAUAAAAAUAAUCGAAUAUAAUUUUAAAACACAUCUCCUUUCAAAUGCUUAUAAUAUAUAUUAUAUUGCAGAUAUUAAACACAUAAAAAAUAUAUUGCUUCAGAUUUUAAAUAUGUAAUUCUUGUCUAAUGUAUAUUAUCCAAAAAAAAUUUUUGUAAUGUUUACUGCUCAACUAUAAAUGCAGUAUUUACAUCAGAAUUUUCAGUGAGAAAGCUUUUUAGAUUUUAUACAUACAUAAUUUUUCAUUUUAUAGUUUUUAUUACGGAUAUUUUGAUCGGCUUUACAAUUGCGUGUGCAAUACAUAUGUAUAUAUGCCAUUACAAAAUGUGUACUAAGGUAUAUAAAGUAUAUAAGACACUUACAUAAAAGGUAUCAUUCCUUUAUCAUAAUCAAUUAUUAUUACAUAUGAACAGAGAACAUAUGAACAAGAUAUUGUAGAUGUUAACUUCUAUAUUAAAGUCACAUA
Messenger RNA from Cataglyphis hispanica, 4285 nucleotides. It is a transcript of the gene Oga, whose product is annotated as protein O-GlcNAcase. The record is from RefSeq and is a predicted model, not a curated record. Gene Ontology annotation, molecular function: beta-N-acetylglucosaminidase activity. Lineage: Eukaryota; Metazoa; Arthropoda; Insecta; Hymenoptera; Formicidae. Bases 350 to 3130 code for a protein of 926 amino acids. The transcript has 13 exons. Gene Ontology annotation, biological process: glycoprotein metabolic process.